AUGCCAUGCCAGGCAGCUCCUCAUUCAUCAAUUUUGUUGAUUGAUUGUUUGAAUGAUUUUGCGAAUCUAAUUGUUGAUGCCGUUUUGUGGGAAGCAUUUGCAUUGGCGUCUCUUCCUACCGCAUCGUCUGCCUCUCUUUCAUUUUUGUCAUCUGAUAAUGUCUCUCAUCCUAGCGUUUCCACGACUGUCAUUGAUUCCCUGUUGGAUUUUUCUGUUGUGCCUCCUGAUCAAGCUGAUAAAUUAUGGCCUUUUCUUCUUUCAAGGGGAACUUCUACUGCGUCGUUUGUUCAUGAUGAUGGUGAUCAGCCUGAGCCUUUUGUUUUAGGAGAUUUUACCUGCACUUCAUUUGAAAGUUAUUUAAAAUCUGUUGAUGAGGGCAUUUCAAAAUCUGAUCGCGAACCUGAUUUUAUUCCUUUUACUGGAACAGACGUAAAAAUGUCUGGCUUUCAAGUGCAGUUACGAUCUUAUUUUCUACGGAGUUCUUUGGUAAAGCCUUUGAAGACAGAAGAUUUGACUGAGUCUCCAAGGCAUACAGGAGUUUUGUGCUACAUUUUGACAGAUCGGAGUUCUCAUUCUUUUGCUGACAUUUUCGUAAGCCCUGUAACACAUUAUUCUCAGAUCACUCAAACGGAUUCUGUUGAAACGCAAAGCAGUGGUGUGCAGGCUGGCGAUUUUUACGGAUCCCUGAUACACUUAGAUUCGGGGGAUGACUCUUUGUCGGCAGUUAAAAAGAAUAUUAAAGAAUCUAUUCAAGAUAAAAUUUGUGAAACGCUUGAAGCCGCUAUUGAAGAAAGCUGUACUGCACGCGUCUUUGCGGCACCGCGAGAGUUAUUUGACCAGCAGAAAUGCAGUAGACAUAUCGGAACGAUGGAUUCUAGAUGUAAUGACGGCUUUCAUGAAAGUGAAAGCACAAUUACAACGCAAACGCAUAUUAGCGUCGGUAUUUUAGCAAAACCGUUGAAGGAGGAUCCAGAAUAUUACAUUUGGGCGGUUCCAAAAAGAGUAGUGACAACUGGACAGCAAACGGCGGCGCCCGUUUGUCGCGAAGAGUACCAAGUAAUAAAAGAUGCAAAGAAUGAAAAGGAAAAUUUGAGGUCUUCCAUAUUAACAAGUGAAAUACUAUUAGAACAGUCCACAAAAGGUGUUCAAACGAUUAACACAAAAAUGAGAUAUGCGGCAAUGAUGACUGCCAUAGAAGUUAAGUGUGUGGCAGACAGUGACUUAUCAGAGGAAACCGACGGUGGAGUAGACUUGGACAUCGUUGCAUCCACCUAUCUCAAGCUCUCUUGUUCUUACACAAAUUUCUAA
Molecule: messenger RNA, 1308 nt
Organism: Echinococcus granulosus
Lineage: Eukaryota; Metazoa; Platyhelminthes; Cestoda; Cyclophyllidea; Taeniidae
Exons: 2
Coding region: 1-1308 (435 amino acids)
Source: RefSeq, a predicted model, not a curated record